This is a messenger RNA of Chironomus riparius, 1555 nucleotides long. NCBI's taxonomy places the organism in Eukaryota, Metazoa, Arthropoda, Insecta, Diptera, Chironomidae. The record is from the annotation of a GenBank genome assembly.
GUUCAAUUAUCCGACAUUUAAAAGUUAAACAAAUUUCAAUAAAAUCACUUUAAACCCACUUUAAUUAAGCUUUUUAGUGCUACAGAUCGCUAGGAUGAUAAAUACAGCACAUUUAAAUCAAUAUUUAAACAAGUAUAAAAAUAUUGCGACGACAAAGAGGGAUAUUGUUCAGGCAAUUGAGCAGUACAGGGCUUUAAAUUUCCGACAGGAUCAAUACGUCUUCAAUGAUGGUACUCGAAAAGAACUCCUGAACUUGAAUGGGACAAUUCCAGUAGUGUAUAAAAAAAAUACCUAUCAUAUUCCAAUAUGCAUCUGGAUUAUGGAUACUCAUCCACACAAUGCUCCAAUUUGCUAUGUAACUCCAACAGCAGACAUGCAAAUCAAAGUAUCAAUGUUUGUGGACGGUAAUGGAAAGGUCUAUUUACCAUAUCUACAUGAUUGGCUCCCCAACGGAAGUGACUUGUUAGGCUUAAUUCAAGUUAUGAUUGUUACAUUCGGUGAACAUCCACCAGUUUAUUCGAAACCAAAGGAAGCAUCAGCUACACCUUAUCCUCAACAAUCUUUUAUGCCACAACCAGGUCCAAUAAAUCCUAAUUUUAUGCAAUUUCCAGCAGCUUCUAGUGUCUAUCCUCCAUAUCCAGCAGCUGGAUCUAAUUUUGCAGGCGGUUUUCCAGCUUAUCCACAAACCAAUAAUCCAUAUCCACCAAAUGCUGGCUUUAUUCCAAUGCCACCAAGUAACAAUGCAUUUAAUUCACCAACACAAAAUACAGGAAAUGCCAGUGCUAGUGGAACAGGAACGAUAACUGAAGAACAUAUUAAAGCUUCAUUGAUUUCAGCUGUUGAAGAUAAAAUGAGACGUCGCAUACAAGAGAAAGUUAAUCAAUAUCAAGCAGAAAUUCAGACAUUAAAGAGAACUAAACAGGAACUACAGGAAGGUGAGAACAAGCUUGCUGAAAUUAUGAGAAAAUUGGAGCAUGACGAAACAGAAUUAAAGAAAAACAUCCAGUUAUUACAAGAUAAAGAUGUUGAAUUGACAAAGUCAUUAGAGCAACUAGAACAAAAUGAUGAAAUUGACGUAGAUGAAGCAGUGACCACCACAGCACCACUUUACAAACAACUAAUCAAUGCAUACGCGGAAGAAGCAUCAAUUGAAGACGCAAUUUACUAUCUAGGAGAAGCACUACGAAAGGGAGUUAUUGAUUUAGAAGUAUUCUUAAAGCAGGUUCGCCAAUUAGCCCGUAAACAGUUUAUGAAUCGUGCAUUAAUGCAAAAGUGCCGACAAAAGGCUGGAUUAGCAGGCUAAUUCUAAUGAUUGACUAGAUUCUCUCGGAAAGUGCUUCAUUUAUUGAUAUUUACUCAAAUUUAUUCAUUCAAUAAAAUACAUAUUUAAAUUUUAAGUAGUUAUAUCCUAUUUUGAGGUGGGUAACAAGGUUGACGAAAGUGAUCCUGAAAUUUCCUGACGUAGAUCAACGGUUUUUUAUUCAAAUUUAAACGGCUUUCAGAAGUUUAAAAUUUAUAGGCAAACUCAUAUGUUAUGUAAAAGAGAGUUACGCUA